GUGGAUGAGAUGUUCCCCGAGGGAGCCGGCCCUUACGUGGACCUCGACGAGGCAGGGGGAAGCACGGGGCUGCUGAUGGACCUGGCCGCCAACGAGAAAGCGGUGCACGCCGACUUCUUUAACGAUUUUGAAGAUCUCUUUGAUGAUGAUGACAUCCAGUGA
Antrostomus carolinensis (chuck-will's-widow) is the source of this 162-nucleotide messenger RNA. RefSeq names its product COP9 signalosome subunit 9 (gene COPS9). The record is from RefSeq and is a predicted model, not a curated record. The annotation marks the transcript as partial. Lineage: Eukaryota; Metazoa; Chordata; Aves; Caprimulgiformes; Caprimulgidae. The transcript has 3 exons.